AUGCGUGUGCAUUUACUUGGAGAUGUUUCUGCACAAAUAUUUGCCAAACAACUUUUGGAUAUCGGCGACGGCAAACUUUUGGCUGAUCCUACAACACAGGAGAUAGCGUUCCCUCCGAACUUCUGUCAACUUCAGUCAUCAAUUGAAGAACUUAAAGAGAGAGUUUUCUCCAACAUCGCCAACAACUUUAGAAAUCAUGAUUGGCUUUGCGAGCGAGCUAUCUUAGCUCCAAAGAAUGAUGAUGUCAAUCGAAUCAAUAAUAAGAUUCAAUUAAAAAUUCCUGGGGUGAUUACGGAAUACAAAUCGAUUGACACAGUUACAGAAGAGGACCAAGCUGUAAAUUAUCCAGUCGAAUUUGUCAAUUCGUUGGAGCCUCCUGGAAUGCCACCGCACAUACUGACGUUAAAAGUUGGCUCACCAAUACUGCUCCUUCGGAAUCUCAAUACCCCGAAGUUAUGCAAUGGAACCAGACUUUCAGUGAAAAAACUGAUGUCGAAUGUGAUUGAAGCAACAAUAAUUAGCGGCAAAUGUAAAGGUGAAGAUGUGCUGAUUCCGUGCAUUCCAAUGGUUCCUACUGAUUUGCCCUUUACAUUCAAACGACUACAGUUUCCUGUGCGUCUUGCUUUCGCGAUGACAAUCAACAAAGCCCAAGGGCAGUCUCUACGCGUUGCCGGAUUAAAUUUACGAAAUCCAUGUUUUUCGCAUGGUCAACUGUAUGUUGCUUGCUCCAGAGUAGGAACUCCAAAAACUCUGUACGUCUAUACACCAAAUCGAAAAACCAAAAAUAUUGUUUACCCACUAGCGUUACGAUAG
Zophobas morio is the source of this 813-nucleotide messenger RNA. RefSeq names its product ATP-dependent DNA helicase PIF1-like. The record is from RefSeq and is a predicted model, not a curated record. Gene Ontology annotation, cellular component: replication fork. Gene Ontology annotation, biological process: DNA replication. Lineage: Eukaryota; Metazoa; Arthropoda; Insecta; Coleoptera; Tenebrionidae. Bases 1 to 813 code for a protein of 270 amino acids. The transcript has a single exon.